AGCCUCAGAAGGAGUAAUACUUAGAAGUGGGAGGGGGAGGAAUUGCCAGAGCAAAGUGUAUUGCCUUGAAGUGGUAGAGGAGAGGAAGCACACUGCUCCAGUAUGUAGCACAUCUCAGUCUGCUCUGUACAGCACAGCAUCCAGCCUGAUCCUCUCACACCUCCACAAACUUCACCAAUAUUCCUCAUUUUACUCUCUAUUUCUUCCUUUUUCUUUUUUCUUUUAUGCCUUUUCCCCUUUUCCUUUUUUUUUUUUAAAUCUUUUCUUCUCGUCUGGAGGCAACAACCUUACCGGGAGAAUUUCAAAUCAGUGAAAUCCUACGAGGACCCUGCGUUUCUUUUGUGACAUUUGCUGGAAAAUGCUGUUGGAUGUGGUCGGUACCAUUACCUGCGGAUACUAACUCCAUAUCGGAACAGAAGAUUUGAUAUCGAGAAUAUUCCCGCAGUCUUCAAAUUGCUUGUGUUACUUCUUCUGAAGAUGCUUCAUCAGUUAUUCAUUUUCUCGUUCUUUCCCGCACUGCUUCAUUCGGUAUCGCCACCGUUUUCUGGCCAACCACAGCACCCAAUCCCAGACCCUUGCUAUGAUGAGCAUAGCCUUCCCCGUCGAUGUGUGCCCGAGUUUGUUAACGCGGCUUUUGGAAAAGAAGUCCAAGCCUCCAGCACUUGUGGACGUCCAGCUACCCGCACAUGCGAUGCUUCUGAUCCAAAGAAGGCUCACCCACCCUCUUAUCUAACUGACCUCAACUCAGCUGGGAACAUGACUUGCUGGAGAUCUGAAAGUUUCCCACGUCAUUCCCCACAAAAUGUCAGUCUAACCCUAUCACUGGGAAAGAAGUUUGAGGUGACCUAUGUCAGUCUACAGUUCUGUUCUCCUCGACCUGAGUCUGUGGCUAUUUUCAAGUCUAUGGAUUAUGGCAAGACUUGGGUUCCCUACCAAUAUUAUUCUUCACAGUGCCGGAGGUUGUAUGGGAAACCUAGCCGUGCUAGCGUCACCAAGCAAAACGAGCAAGAAGCUUUGUGUACUGAUGGACACACAGAUCUUUACCCACUGACAGGAGGCCUUAUAGCCUUUAGCACAUUAGAUGGAAGACCUUCAGCUCAAGACUUUGACAAUAGUCCUGUUCUCCAGGACUGGGUGACUGCUACUGAUAUCCGUGUGGUCUUCAGCCGUCCUCACCUCCAAGGGAACAGGGAUUCUGAGGUAUCAGAUGACGGGCCAGGUUUCUUCUACUCAGUUGGAGAGUUUCAAGUGGGUGGCAGGUGCAAGUGCAAUGGACAUGCCUCUCGUUGCGGCAAAGACAAAGAAGGACGGUUAGUUUGUGACUGCAAGCACAAUACAGAGGGACCAGAAUGUGAUCGAUGCAAGGCCUUUCAUUAUGACCGACCAUGGCAGAGGGCCAAUGCCCGGGAGGCCAAUGAGUGCAUGGCUUGCUCCUGUAAUCUGCAUGCCCGGCGUUGUCGUUUCAACAUGGAACUAUACAAGUUGUCAGGAAGGAAGAGCGGUGGAGUGUGCUUGAACUGCAGGCACAACACAGCAGGCAGGCACUGCCACUACUGUAAGGAGGGCUUCUACCGGGACGUCAGCCGCCCCAUAUCGGACCGUAGAGCUUGUAAAGCUUGUGACUGCCAUCCGGUGGGGGCAGCAGGUAAGACCUGCAACCAGACCACAGGGCAAUGCCCUUGUAAAGAUGGUGUGACCGGUCUGACAUGUAACCGAUGUGCCAAGGGAUAUCAACAAAGCCGCUCCCCAAUCGCUCCAUGCAUCAAAAUCCCAGCAGUGGUCCCUACUCCAGCCCUCACCAGCACAGAGGAGCCAGCUGAUUGCGAGCAGUACUGCAAACCUCCUAAGGGAAAUUAUAAAAUCAACCUGAAGAAAUACUGCAAGAAAGAUUAUGUGGUGCAGGUGAACGUUUUGGAAAUGGAGAUGGUCGGAUCCUGGGCAAAGUUUACGGUCAACGUCCUUUCAGUCUACAAAUGCCGAGAUGACCGGGUGAAACGUGGUGAUAACGUCCUGUGGAUACACAUAAAAGAUCUGUCCUGCAAAUGUCCAAAGAUCUUGCUGAGCCGGCGAUACUUAGUGAUGGGAAGCAGCGAGGGUCAAGGAGAUAGGCCAGGACUUACAGCCGACAAAAACAGCAUGGUCAUCCUAUGGAGGGACGCCUGGACCAGGCGCCUGAGGAAGCUACAGCGCAAGGAAAAAAAAGGAAAAUGUGUGAAACCGUGAGGGUUGUCAUGGAUAGGGAACUUUAAUUCUGUAUAUACACAACCUUCAAUGCUUGGAACUACGCACAUGUUGGCAUCAGCGGAGACUGAGAGUCUAGGUGACAGCAAGGAUGCUAAGGGUGCAGCUUAGACAAGAUCCACACGUGCAGAAGGAUGCUUCUUUUCAAUGGCCUAGCAGUGUCUCACUCGUUGAGAGGGUUACAACUAUCCAUCAAUGUUCACAACGCAAGAGACUAUGACACCCACGACCUGUGAGCCAACUGACCCCUAAGCAUGUUAGGCACUGAUCUUGGUCUUGAACCUCCAUUAACGGGGACUAAUGCAUCUUAUAGUCAAUGUGCAAAAAGUACCAGGAUUGUUCUCAAAUUGUGACCUGGUGUCACUAACUUACAAGGCCUUGACUCUAUGCUACAAGGUUAUCGAAACCAUUGGCUAUCUUGAACUCUUACGCCAGAUGGUUUAAAUUUUAUAUUUUUCGAAACAACAUGACCGGGCUGGGGCAUGUGCUACACGUUCUCAAAGACCAACUCACUGUCCAGUUACCAUGAUGGAUCUACAAUGGGAAACAUGUCUAAGUUCUAGGUAUAUUUGUAUGACUAUCAUCUUUGCCCUAAUACAAUUAUUUUUAGGAGGUCACAAAAAAUUCUGAAAGGUUUCAAAAAGGAUUUCAAGACCACCCGAUGCAGCACAAAAUGCCACAAACUUAAUUCUUGACGUUAGUCAACAAGCAUAACGAGAACCUCCUGCCCUUCCAUCAAGGCCGCUGCCAAUUUACACCGGGCAAAACAAAAAAUAAAAAAGAACCUACUUGCCCCAAAAAUGUAGCACCUUUGAUCUGAUCUGAAUGCUUGCGGACUGUUCUAGGGAACUGUAUGGAUUGUAUCUAGGGAUGAAGACCUGCAGGGCUAUGUACAGUAACCCAGCCUCUGCCAAACAGCACGACAUGGCAUAUGCUGCCUCUUAACGGGACAGGAAAAAUAAAAACAAGUGACUUGAGGACUAUAUUUUGGGUGUGUAAAAAAGUGUUGUGAUAUGCAAAAUAGUGUAACAUACAAGCCGGUAUAUUAUCUUAUAUUAUAAUGCAUUAGACAGGACCUUCUCGCUGUCGCUCAGGCCUAGCAGUGAAGGGGGUUGUGUAAUACGACGCGUUUUCUGUAGUAAUAUAUGUGUAAUUUAAGCCUUCGGUACGUUCAUGUACUGUUUAUGUAGUGUGUAUCAUAUGUAUAGAACAUUGGGUCCACACAGCCGAUUUCUUCGUGUCAUUUGCUUCACAGAGUUUCCACAUCGACUGACCUGCUAAGAAAAAAAAUCUGAAAGGCUUUUAUGGAAACCCGUAAACAGGAAAAAUGUGCCGCAUCCAGUGAGCAAUUAGAUUAAAAUGGAAGUAAACAGACAAUUUGCUACUGCCGGAUAGGAGGCAUAUUUCCCAGUGCCACCAAAAUGGCUUCGUAAAUAACAGAUUUGAGAAAAAUUCCUUUUUCUUUUUUGCAGGGUCUUUUUGUGAACUUUACAGACUGAUGUCUGGUAAAUGCAUGCAGCAAAUUGGUCUUUUUAUGCCACUUUUGCAGCUAAAAUCAGGUGUGGAUCCUAAAGGAAGAGAAAGUAUUAAAGGGGUAUUCCUAUCUGAACCAUUUAUGGCAUAUCCACAGGACGGGCCAUAAAUAUCUGAUAGGAGUUGGCGUAGAAUUCAGGUGUAAUGUGAGGCGGUUUUGUGGCACACGGGUUCCACCGGCAGCCUCCUCUUCCUCCUUCCUGCUAUUUCCAAAAGUAGCGAGUGUGUAGGAAAAGGGGGACAAAUCACAAAUUUUAGUGCAAAAUGGGACCUGUCCGAAAAUUUGCCAGUAUUCUAUGCUAGAAAACUGCCGUAGAACCUUCAUAAAUUGCAUGAUGAAACCCAUGUCUUCCCAGAAUUAGCAGGGUUCCCCUCCUGAGACAACGCUCCUACUGAGUAAGGCCUCAUGCACACGACAGUUUUUUGCGUCCGCAAAUUGUGCGUCUGCCCAAAAAAAUGGAUGCGGCAUCCGUUUUUUUUUUUUGGAGGAUCCGUUUUUUUCCACAGAUCCUUUGUAAUAAAUGCCUAUCCUUG
Bufo bufo (common toad) is the source of this 4308-nucleotide messenger RNA. RefSeq names its product netrin 3 (gene NTN3). NCBI's taxonomy places the organism in Eukaryota, Metazoa, Chordata, Amphibia, Anura, Bufonidae. The record is from RefSeq and is a predicted model, not a curated record. The transcript has 7 exons. Gene Ontology annotation, molecular function: protein binding. Bases 478 to 2223 code for a protein of 581 amino acids.